Messenger RNA from Camelina sativa (false flax), 1936 nucleotides. The record is from RefSeq and is a predicted model, not a curated record. NCBI's taxonomy places the organism in Eukaryota, Viridiplantae, Streptophyta, Magnoliopsida, Brassicales, Brassicaceae.
GGCAAGGGUAUCAUCAGAUGAUGGCAGCUGCUGCGGCUUCUCAAUCAGCUAACCAUAAAAUGAAUAAUUGUGGUCCGGAAGAUGGGAAAUCAGGUUCUAAUGCUUCUUCUAAUGCCACAGAAGUACGGAAGACAACAGGGUCAAAUGGGAAAACAGCAACUGCAGGUGUUGGGCAGUCUAUUGCUUUCUCUGGCAAACAAGAUUCGGCUGAUGCAUCUGCUUAUGCGGUAACAGGUGGGGCUAUCAUUGAUAGCUCAGCUCGGGUGCUCAACCUUGGCUCUGCUCAGCCCUGGAGUUCCAGUUCUGCACCGACCUCUCACCAGCAGCAACAUAUGCAGCGGAAUCAACCUCAGCAGCAGCAGUAUAACAAUUAUCUCCAGAUGCAACAACAGUAUGCAGUUGCUGCUGCUAGAGGCAAAGGGCCAGUGAUGAGUAACGGGAGUGGUUUCCUGGAUCAUAGUAUUGCCACCGCGCCUUCAGUGGUAUCCAAUAACCCUAAUGCUACUUCAGGAUUUCCUCAGAAUCUUGUCCAGUCCGGCAGUGGCAGUCCGGCUCAGUCUCCUCAGUGGAACAAUUCAGCCAGAGCAAACACCAUGGCCCAAGCGCAGUCUCCUUCCAUGUUGUCACCAUCUGUGUCAUCGUCACAUAAAAACGUACACCAGAAACAACAAGGUCGACCCCACCAAUCACAUAUAUCUUUUGCAGCAAACUCUAAACCCCUGCCUUCUAAUUCUCCAAUGCAGCAAGGAACGGGUAGUAACCGGGCUCCAUCACCCACUGCGUCUUCUGUCUCCAAAAAUGCCGGAGUAAUCCCAAGAACAACUGCCUCAACCUCAAUCGCAAACAGAACUGGUCAUGGUCAAGCUUCCUCAGCUUCUCUGUCUUCAUCUCAACCAUCCAAGAACUCACAGUCGGCAGGUGGAAGGAACAAUGGGCCGUCUAUUCUCGGAAAUCCACACGUUACUACCACCACCUCAAAUCCUACAUAUAAGUCUCAACAACAACAACACCUGCAACAAGCGCAGCUUUACUUCUCAAGCCCAUAUAUGCAAGCUCAACAUCAUCAGCAGCAGCAACAACAGAUGAAUAUCUCUUCUCUUAGUGGCUAUUACAUCCAAAGACAGCAACAACAACAGCAACAAGCAGGAUCAUCAGCUGCUGCACCAUCUGUUACCCUAUCUAGCUGCACCACUGUCACUUCAGAUCCGGCAAAAGCCAAUAAUGUGAAAGGUGGAGGGAGCAACAACAUCAACUUGCAGCAUACACAGACUGCAGAGAAGACGCAUCAUCAUCCCCAGCAGCCAGUUCCUCCAGGAUUUCCAUACGUUCACGCGGGUCAAGUGAAACCUGGAGAUCAGAAGCAACGAGCGGGUGAGUGAAACCUAAAACCCAUUCGAUGCUGAUUUGGGAGUUUUCCUCACGCUUGUUGAUUCCUCUAAAUCCCGUGGCGCUGAGGAACGGUAGACUUUGGACAGUGUGAGGUCCUAAGAAACUGGUUAAGUGUUAAUGACGGAUCAGAAGAGAAACAAACACCCCCAAACUCACUAAUCAGUGAGAGAGGAGAGAGACCUUUACAGGGAUGGUCUUGGUGUUUUAAGAACUGUAUUCCAACUAAGUUAGUGUUAUUUUCUGACAACAAUCCUCGAGCAAGUAGAGAGAAUAGAUCAUUCAAGGUUAGCUUUAAGAAUUUUAUUCAUUUCUUAUUGGGAGUAGGGUUGUUUUUGAUUGAAUUAAAAGAAAGGGUAGCCCAAAGGAAAAAGGCAGAACUGUUGCUGUUUGGUAAUGGUAGCUUAGACUUUUAAUUUUUCUAUUGAGUAGAAAAGGAAAGGAACCAUUUUUGUGUCAAGAUGAUGGAGAAGUAAAUGCAUGUGUGUAAUCUAUAGUUUUGUUUAGUGCUUUUGUGAAUGUGAAUGUGAUUCUGAUUUUUAAACCUUCA